Molecule: messenger RNA, 1182 nt
Organism: Plasmopara halstedii
Lineage: Eukaryota; Oomycota; Peronosporomycetes; Peronosporales; Peronosporaceae
Product: Teneurin-1 and related extracellular matrix proteins, contain EGF-like repeats
Exons: 1
Coding region: 1-1182 (393 amino acids)
Source: RefSeq, a predicted model, not a curated record
AUGUGGCCAUUUGUUAUGGCGUUAGCGGUAGUUUUCAUGAUUCCGCCUAUGGUGCAAGGGGCUUGUCCUAACAAAUGUUCUGGACAUGGUAAAUGUGGUCUUAACGACGUUUGUCAAUGCAUGCAAAAUUGGAUGGGUGGAGAUUGCUCGGAUCGACAAUGUCCAUAUACUCGUGCGUGGCAUGAUACGGCUCAGCGAGACGAUGAUGCCCACUACUACGCAGAGUGUGGUAACCGUGGCAAGUGUGAUCGAGCAACUGGAGAGUGUAAUUGUGACGACGGAUUCAUUGGCAGUGGGUGUCGCCGAAUGCGAUGUCCAAAUGACUGCAGUGGCCACGGUACAUGUGAAUUUAUGGAAGAAUUAGCGUCUGAUACAUUUCACAAGCAAAUUGGUGGCGUGACGAAUCGAAAGUACACGCUUUGGGACCAAGAAAAGAUUAUGGGUUGUGUAUGUGAUGCCAAUUAUGAAGGCCACGAUUGUUCACGGCGUAUGUGUCCAAAAGGCGAUGAUCCGCUUACCCCGAAUCAAUACGAUAUGGUACAAGCGAUCAUUUUUGAUAAACCAGGAGGUAAUGGGUAUUUAACGUACUACGAUCCGUACGGAAAUGCGUAUACGACGGAAAAGAUUACGUUUGGUGGAUCAGGCUCCACUUUUGAUGAUGCAACUACUUGUUUAAACAUUCAGAAGGCGCUUCGACGAUUGCCAAAUAACGUGCUUAAUACCGUUAGCGUUGAGGCUGUUGGAAGGUUUUACGCGUUCACGCGUUCGGAUCCAACAGAUGCAACGGGGUAUGGAACGAUCAAUAAGUUUAUCAAUACUGAUGCUGCUGCGUUUGCAGGUGGCGGAACCCAAAUUAAGGGCGUUUGUGAGGUGAUCUUUUCGUCAGAGCCUGGCUCCACUGGGUAUCAGCAUUUGUUGGGAUGUAAUGUGGCUGCGCAUAAUACAAAGGGACAACAUCCAAUGACUGCUGGUGUCACUGCUGGCACAUGCGUCGUGAAGGAAGUGUAUCCAAUAACAUUGGGCACUUCAAACAUGAUAGCUGAAGAUACGGCGGUAUAUCGUCCACUUACUGAACUCUCCGAGUGUGCGGGUCGAGGCACUUGUGACUAUGACACAGGAACAUGCGAGUGCUAUGCUGGCCACAUGGGUUUGGCAUGCCAGAAGCAGGAAGCGCUUGUUUAG